AUGGAGGUGACGCUUUCGGACACAAUCGGCCUUCCCCAGGGAACCUUGCUCUCCAUCCGAGUGGGCUCCACGCGCAGGCAGGCGGUUGUAGACUCGAAGUUCAAGCUGGUCUUCCCCAAGGGCUGCAAGCACGGGGAGGACGUCAAGGUGGACGCCCUGCAGCAGAUUGGAAGCAACAUGAUGAAGUACAACGAGAGUGUCGGCCGCUAUGACCUGGAUUUGGACGACUUCGGCUCGAAGGUGUCCUUGCACAUGCGAGAAGUCAUCCAACCUGCAACGGAGCAGGAGGUCAGCGCCGCACCCGAGGCCGCCAAGGUCGACGACAGCUCGGUCAGUCAUCGCCACCGAGUGGCAGUGUAUGCCCGGAAGUACUUGGAUGAGCACAAGCUCCUCACCUGGGCCCACAAGCUGUUUCAGGACUUGAUCCACGACCAGCCGGCGGAUCCCUGGGGCUACAUCGACAAGCGCUCGGCAGAGGCGAGGGGCGAAGCGGAGCUCGCGGCAAAGGCCGAGGCCGAGAGGAAGCUGGCUCAGGCAGACAUGGAGGACAUCCGCCAGCGCACCGCAACGCAGCUUCAGCAGGCUGCGGAGGACGGCAGCCUCGAGAACGCCCUGAGCCAUUCUCAGGAGGCGCCGGAGCUGCCUCCCAUGUCGAAAGAGCUGGAAGAGAUCACCGACUCCCAGGAGGUUGCGCACAUGAAGACGGAAGAGGAGGACUUGGACAACCUUCGCCUGAAGACCCAGGCUGCUUUGUUUCGUGCUGCCGAGGAUGGAUCCUUGCAGGAAGUCUUGGGGAGCAAGGCCAGCCAGCCUGCAGCCGCAGCCACAGCCAAAGAUGUGGACGUUCUCCGCCUCCACGCUGCGCAGAUGCUCUUGAGUGCCGCAGAGGACGGUUCCCUGGAGAAGGCCCUCAUCGACGCCUCCAAGGACACCAAGGACGUCGAUCUGCUGCGGCAGGAGGCGGCGGCCACGCUUCUGCGAGCUGCUGAAGAUGGAACUCUUGAGUCGGUCUUGAGCAAGAACCAAGCGCCCAAGGAUGACCUCGAGUCCCUGCGCCAG
Symbiodinium necroappetens is the source of this 1059-nucleotide messenger RNA. The record is from the annotation of a GenBank genome assembly. Lineage: Eukaryota; Dinophyceae; Suessiales; Symbiodiniaceae.